GAGCGAUGGCGCAGUACAAGGUUACACUGGGGGAAGAGGUCUCCUUUUUAGAAAAAAAAAAAGGGUAAAGUGCCCAGUGGUCUGACCCCAAUAACCAUUAUGUCAUUAAUAACAGUAAACAAGCAGUGGUGCAGGUAUGGUGCCCUUUAAGGGUCAGUGUAUCCCAAUUUUGUGCCCCAGUAGGCUUUUAUAAGAAUUAAAUGUUUCACAUCACUUCCUCCUGUCACUUCCUCUUUUCUCUUAUGUUUCUAGUGAUCCCUUUACUUUUCUUCUAACUAGCACAGAAGCUGUUGGGCUCAUUUUAGGGUCACGAUUCCGUCCAAUCAGAGCCGCUCAUCACUCUGGGCCUGAGUGAGUUAAUUAUUGCCAAGGAGUGAAGCUUUGCAGCCAGACACUCCCAGAACUCGUGCUCCCGCUUAAGACGUUGGGACGUUAUUAAAGUAUCACUUGGAAUUUCAACUCCCCACCAACCCAACUGCGCAGAUAUUGUACAAUGAGUGCAGAGGAGGGACCUGAAGAGAUGGAGGAGGUGGAUCAGACUUGCUUGGAGUACAGAAUCCUAAUGAAAUACACUCUUCACACCAGAAGGAAGGGGCGGAUGCUUUGCUGUAUGGGCAGAGGGGACCAGGCCAAGACAACACAAACCUUCAAUGAGGACAGGCUGAUCCGGCAGUUGGUCGAGAUCCUAAAGACAUCGGGGGAUGAAAUAAACAAGAGGAUCACGCAGGACCCAGACCUGAUGCUCAGUAUGAAGGCAGACAUGACUUACAGCAGAUUUAAAGAGACAGCGGAGCGGUUCCUGCACGAUUCGGUUCUCCCGUGGGACAAAGAGGUGGAGGAGCAGCGGCGCAGGUUGGCUCUGUGCAUUCACUUUACUUCCCAGCUCAGCGCCGUCGAUAAUCACCCCAUGAACCGGGUAUUGGGGUUCGGUGUGAAAUAUCUGCGGGAGAACUUCAGCCCCUGGAUCCAGAGCCAAGGAGGUUGGGAUAAAGCCUUGGGGAUCCCAGAUUCAAUGGACAACAAAUGAGAAAACUGAUAUUAACAAAGGACCCCCCUAUAACAAGAUGGAUAGGAAUGAAGUGGAGGCACAGUCACCCCUCUAAAUUCAGGAUCAGAUUCUGAGAGACUGCAGAAAUUCAGCCAAAUACCCCACUCCUCUUGCACUGCACAUGGGUCUCUGAGACAGGAGGGGAUUAAAGGACAUGGAAAGUUAAACUAAAGAAGUAGCUAGAAAUGUGGUCCAUGAUGUUUUGUGCUUCUGUACCAGCC
This is a messenger RNA of Xenopus laevis (African clawed frog), 1269 nucleotides long. Its product is annotated as apoptosis facilitator Bcl-2-like protein 14. The transcript has 5 exons. The record is from RefSeq and is a predicted model, not a curated record. Bases 494 to 1027 code for a protein of 177 amino acids. Lineage: Eukaryota; Metazoa; Chordata; Amphibia; Anura; Pipidae.